AUGACGUCACCACCAGAACUCGUUGACGUCACAACUCUGAACCCUGUAGAGUUCGAGCUCAAUCCGGAGCUCGUCUACGUGGUCGAGCACCUUUUCUUCGCCGCUUGGUGCUUCACGGUGCCUUUCUACAUCUUCUUGAUGUUCUUCAUGAUAGAAGCCCAACGGAAAGGAGUUGCCGAUUUGGCUUCGCCAUUCUUCAAGAUUUGUAUCACCAGCGGCGUCAUCGAUUUGAGUGAGUCUUUGGAAAAAUGUUUUCUGCGAAAAGGCUUGAAACACCUGUCGGCCAAUUAAAAAGGUGAUUGUAAUGAUGUUGCUUUUUUUAUUCGUCGAAAUGAGUUUCAAGGAGAAAUGUUGAUUUUAGGAUGAUUUUAACUCUUUCAAGAGAAAAAAACUGUAUUUAAAAAAACGCAGUUUUUUUGGUUUUGAAUGAGUUCAAACGAGAAACUUUCAAACUUGUCUAGACGAUUUUCCAUAAAAAUCCGUCAAUAUUUCGAAAAAAAAUUUAUCGAUUAAAAUUUACAAAGCUCAUUUUUUUAAAAAUCCUUUUUUUCUUUAACUUCUAUGUUAACCGACAGUUUCAAAUUUUCAGGUUUUUUAUUACACUUUUUUAAACUUUCAAAGCUUUCGCCAUUUUCAGAAAAAAAUUCCUCCUUUGUUUUAAUUUUUUUCAAAGGCUUCUAAAAGGUUUAAUUUUACAGUAACGCUCCUGAACAACUACUUCGGAGCAGUUUUCGCCAAAUGGGGAUUUUUUCAUUCAUUCUAUCUGUUUUUUGGGAUCAGCUAUGCUCAUUUGUACCUCUACAUUGCUUGGUCUACAGGUAAUUUUUUUCUUCGAAGGAAAAAAAAGCCACAAAAAUCUUUUGGUGUUGAGGAUUGUGCGCUCCAUGGAGAAUUAGUGAGAUUUUUUAAUUUUGAUUGGAAAAAAUCAUUUUUUCUUCCUUUUCAGGAGUUUGCCAAGCGAUGUCGGUGUCCGUUUUGGCAACAAAUCGACUUUCUGCUAUUCUGGUUCCUCAGAGGUACCAAAAGGUAUAGUUUCUCAUAUAAAAGUGAUAAUUUUCUAUAGUAAAAUGAAGCACUCCAACAAAAUAGCACAAAAAAGAUUUUCGCGUCGAAGUUUUUUAAAAAUAUUUUCCUAUGCGCCUUUAAAAACUUUCUUUCCCAGAUAUGGUUCGGCCGGAAUUUCUGGGUUGCCGUUUCUCUACAGUUUGUCCCGGGUUUCAUAGUUGGUUUGGCAACAUUUCUGAACGACUGUGCCCUUUUUCCGACCCCUGACGGUGGAUUAGUACCGAAAUUUUUGAAGUGAGCUUCAAAAAAAAUUCCUCAAUUUGUAAAAUUUCAGCAAGCAAAUGACGACGUUUUUCUUCAGUCUUGGCGGCUUUUUUCUCGUUGCAAAUAGUUUUUAUCUGAUUUGCGCCUAUUCAUAUUUGUUCAAAGUCAUAAGGAAACGACAUAAUAGUCAAAUUAUAGUGAGUUUUAUUAUUAAAAAAGAUGGGAUGAGCGAAAUUAAGGGAGCGAAUAUUGCGGAGAAUGAAACUCAGUUGGCGAAAGCUCGAAGACUGUCGAAAAGGAGGGAAUUUAAACUUUUCCUGAUGUCCACUUGUAUUGGUUUGUUUAUUUUUCUACUUCUUCUUUUUACUUGGGAUUUUAAAGACCCAAAAUAAUGAAGUUGUCAAGUCCAAAAACUGUUUUAAAAAAAUCAUUUUUUUUUCAGUGGGCGUCCAACUGACCUUACUCUUAUUUUUCUCCCUGAAAGUCUUCAAAUUCAUAUCAUUCACCGUGGAACAGUUCUACAUCUUCUACAACUGCAUGAGGUACUCUAACUUCGAUAAAAUACUAAAGAACGCCAGAGGGGUCUCUAUAGGGGCGAAAAAAAAAAGUCAAAAAUGGUCCUUUACAGAGGGACAUCAACCAAACCCCUAGAGGGACCACUUAAAAAAAUUUUUUUUUGACCUUAAUGAGCCGAGCAUAAGCGGUCCCUGAAGGGAGGUCUUCAAGGGCUCCUAAGGUUGUUCCUCUAAGGACCCCUCUGACGUUCCUAAGAAAAAUGACUAGAAUGGCUCAAAGCGUCCGUGAUUUUUGUGCGCCCGACAAAAACCGACUUGCGCACUUUAACAUCCUUUAACAUAUAGCAAAGUCGCUCUAGGUCGGGCAAAGCCAUGGAAUAGAUAAAUUUGAACUUUCUCAUUUUAAUAAGAUCAAAUUCUGGUGCUACGACAAGAGCGAGUUUUCCAUUUGCGAGCAGUACUGUAUGCGGCAAAGCGCAUUGCGUGCAUGCACUCUGCGUGUUUACACUUUUUGUGGCGUGACGUCAUCGCGCCGUACAUCUGCGGGUUUUUUUGCUUGCGGGGUUUUUUUCGAUUUUUUUCGGAAUUUUUUUUUUCGAUUUUUUUCCGGUUUGGUUUUGAUUGUGCGAAUAUUUUUGAAAAAAAAAGAAAACUUCUUUUUUACCUCAUAAGAAGGCUCCUUUCCGUCCUCAAAAAAUUUUCGUGUUCUUCUUCUUCUUCUGAUAUCUCGUUCAGAUUUUUGAAAUAAAAAAAGUGAUGCUAUGAAUGAAAUUCAGGUUGGAAAGUGACGAUUAUGUAAACGCCAUUGUUUUCGACCCAAUUUUAAAGCAACAAGAAAUCGCAAAGGAAGUUUUUUGGCGAAAAAAAGGUGUCCCUGCUACUCCACCCUCAACACCGGCAUUGUACAAGAAUCCAAUUUUCGUAAAAUUUCUGACAACUCCCUUCAAAUCUCUCAAUGUACAUUUAAAAUAUCUUAAAGAUUUUUCUGGGAAAAUGACUUUAGUUUGAUAUGAUGUUUCUGUAAAAAAAUUGUUAUUUUUCUUAUUUUUUUGAUAUAACUGAUUUCAAUUACUGGUAUUUGUUAUGAUGCAAUUGUUUGAUAUUUUUCCUCUUUGAAAUAUCAAUAUUAGCUUACUUCUUUUUCUAUAUUUGUGAAGUUGACCUAUCUAUAAAGAAACAUUUUUCCUAAACUGCCCCCUUGACAAACAGAGUUUUUCAUCAAUAAAAAAAAGUUUUCUUUUUGUUUCGAAAAAUAAAUGAGCCGGAAAAAAAAUUCAAAAAAAAAAAUCCGAAAAACCCGCAAGCAAAAAAACCCGCAGAUGUACGGCGCGAUGACGUCACGCCACAAAAGUGUAAACACGCAGAGUGCAUGCACGCAAUGCGCUUUGCCGCAUACAGUACUGCUCGCAAAUGGAAAACUCGCUCUUGUCGUAGCACCCAAAUUCUAUAUAAGAGCGACACUUUAAUCAUCACACCUCUCUCAAAACAUAUCAAAAAUCAUUAAAUUGAUGAAUUUUUCAGCGAUAUCUACGCCAGCGUCAACCCCUACCUUCUGCUCAUUUUCUCGGAUUCUUUAAGAUCCUACAUUUUGAUAAGACUAGGCCUUAAAAAAGUCGUCACUCGCACUGUAACUGUCAAUUCGAUUCAUUGUAAGAUUUGA
Molecule: messenger RNA, 3444 nt
Organism: Caenorhabditis auriculariae
Lineage: Eukaryota; Metazoa; Nematoda; Chromadorea; Rhabditida; Rhabditidae
Source: the annotation of a GenBank genome assembly